Molecule: messenger RNA, 4620 nt
Organism: Pteronotus mesoamericanus
Lineage: Eukaryota; Metazoa; Chordata; Mammalia; Chiroptera; Mormoopidae
Gene: ICE2
Product: interactor of little elongation complex ELL subunit 2
Exons: 17
Coding region: 301-3228 (975 amino acids)
Biological process (GO): snRNA transcription by RNA polymerase III; snRNA transcription by RNA polymerase II; positive regulation of transcription by RNA polymerase III
Cellular component (GO): transcription elongation factor complex
Source: RefSeq, a predicted model, not a curated record
GAGGCGCGCGCGACAGUGUGUGGAGUGGAGACGCGGCCCAGGCCAGAGUUACCGCGCUCCGCGAGUAACUGUUGUGAGAGUGACAUUCCUGGAGUAAAUUAAAUGGAGAAGAACUUAUCCUACAUCAUCAUCGCUGUUCUACGAAGAGCCUUGGGAACAUUCAUCUGUCUGCUGUGUGCUGUUUUAGGUGUCCUGUCAGUUUUAGGGUGAGUGUUGGUUCUGGAGAAAGCCCACCUCUGCUGAAGCCUGCAUUCCCAGGCAGCAGAACUGUGAGCUAGAGUGAAGCUGAAGUCUCAGGAUAUGAGCUCCGUUAUGGCCAUGAGUGAACCAAGGCUGAACUGGGAUGUCUCCUGUAAAAAUGGCCUUAAGACAUUUUUCUCUCGAGAAAAUUAUAAAGAUCAUUCCAUGGCUCCAAGUUUAAAAGAACUAUGCAUUUUAUCUAACAGGCGUAUGGGAGAAAAUUUGAGUGCCUCAGCAAGUUCUGUAGAAAAUGAGCCGGCAGUUAGUUCAGCAACUCAAGCAAAGGAAAAAGUUAAAACCACAGUUGGAAUGGUUCUUCUUCCAAAACCAAGAGUUCCUUAUCCUCGUUUCUCUCGUUUCUCGCAGAGAGAGCAGAGGACUUAUGUGGACUUGUUGAUUAAAUACGCAAAAAUUUCUGCUAAUUCCAAAGCUAUUGGAAUAAAUAAAAAUGACUACUUGCAGUACUUGGACAUGAAAAAACACGUGAAUGAAGAAGUUACUGAAUUCCUAAAGUUUUUACAGAAUUCUGCAAAGAAAUGUGCACAGGAUUAUAAUAUGCUUUCUGAUGAUGCACGUCUCUUCACAGAGAAAAUUUUAAGAGCAUGCACUGACCAAGUGAAAAAGUAUCCAGAAUUCUAUACUCUCCAUGAAGUCACCAGCUUAAUGGGAUUCUUCCCAUUCAGAAUAGAGAUGGGACUAAAGUUAGAAAAAACUCUCCUUGCAUUGGGUAGUGUGAAAUAUGUGAAAACAGUAUUUCCCUCAAUGCCUGCAAAGUUGCAGCUCUCAAAAGAUAAUACAUCUACCAUUGAGACACCAGAAGAAACAGCUACAGCUAUGCAUUACGAUAUUAGUAAAGAUCCAAAUGCAGAGAAGCUUGUUUCAAGAUACCACCCUCAGAUAGCUCUAACUAGUCAAUCAUUAUUUGCCUUAUUAAAUAAUCAUGGACCAGACUACAAGGAACAGUGGGAAAUUCCAGUGUCUAUUCAAGUAAUACCUGUUGCAGGUUCAAAACCAGUUAAAGUAAUUUAUAUUAAUUCACCACUUCCCCAAAAGAAAAUGACAAUGAGAGAGAGAAAUCAAAUCUUCCAUGAAGUUCCAUUAAAAUUCAUGAUGUCCAAAAAUACAUCUGUUCCAGUCUCUGCAGUAUUUAUGGACAAACCAGAAGAUUAUAUACCUGAAAUGGAUAUGUCUAAUGAAGUUAAUGAGUGCCGAAAAAUUGAGACCCUUGAAAAUCUGGAUCUGGAUUUUGAUGAUGACGUCACAGAACUUGAAACUUUUGGAGUAACCACCAGCAAACCAUCAAAGUCACCAAGUCCAGUAAGCACUUCCACGGUACCCAACAUGCCUAACACUCCCAUAGCCCCCAGUGUGGCAGCCACACCUGCGGCACCAACUGCGCCAGUGGACAUUUCUGCUCACUCUAGAAGUUUAUCUCAGAUUCUAAUGGAACAGUUGCAAAAGGAGAAACAGCUGGUGACUGGUGUGGAUGGUGGCCCUGAAGAGUGUAAAAAUAAAGAUGAUGAAGGAUUUGUACCAUGUGGUGAGAAGGCAUCGGAUAAUUCUGACAAGACGCAAGAUGGUGUCUUGAAAACAUCUGAUGCCUUGCAAUUAGAAAGUUCUGCAGAAAAUGAAACCUCUAAUAAAAAUGACAUGGUUACUGAUACUGUGUAUGCUGAUGAAAGACUAAAUGUUCUAGAGAACACAGACAAUUCAAAGGAAAAGACUGUUACAUCAGAAGCAGCAAAAACUGAAGAUGUGAUGCUUUGCAAUAGUGACACAGAUGAAGACUGUUUAAUCAUUGAUACAGAGUGUCAAAAGAAUAGCAAUGGAAAAACAGUUGAUGGGGGUUCUAAUUUAAGUUCUAAGCCAACCAGCCCAAAUUCUUCCUCAGGAAACCAGACUAAUGCUGCUUGUAGUCCUGAAGACUCCUGUGUUUUAAAAAAACCUAUCAAACGAGUAUACAAAAAAUUUGAUCCAGUUGGGGAAAUUUUAAAAAUGCAAGAUGAACUCUUAAAGCCAAUUUCCAGAAAAAUACCUGAAUUGCCCUUAAUGAAUACAGAAAAUUCUAAACAGCCUCCUGUUUCCGAACAACCCUCUGCCCCUUCAGAUGCCUCUAGUUGGCCAAAAACUUCAUGGCCUUCUGCGUUUCAGAAGCCAAAAGGACGAUUGCCAUAUGAACUUCAGGACUAUGUUGAAGAUACAUCAGAAUAUGUAGCUCCUCAGGAAGGAAAUUUUGUGUACAAGUUAUUUAGCCUGCAAGACCUGCUGUUACUUGUACGAUGCAGUGUCCAGAGGAUAGAGACCAGACCACGUUCUAAAAAAAGGAAGAAAAUCAGAAGACAAUUUCCAGUUUAUGUUCUACCAAAAGUAGAGUAUCAAGCUUGUUAUGGAGCUGAAGCUCUGACUGAAAGCGAAAUUUGUCGCUUAUGGACUGAAAGUUUAUUGCACUCCAACUGCUCAUUUUAUGUUGGUCAUAUCGAUGCAUUUACUUCAAAGCUUUUCUUGCUAGAAGAAAUUACCUCAGAAGAAUUAAAAGAAAAAGUUUCAGCACUCAAGAUUUCAAGUUUAUUUAACAUCCUCCAACACAUUCUAAAGAAAUUAAGUAGCUUGCAGGAGGGUUCCUACUUGUUGUCUCAUGCAGCAGAAGAUUCUUCCCUCCUGAUCUACAAGACCUCUGAUGGAAAAGUCACUAGGACAGCAUACAAUUUGCAUAAAACACAUUGCAGCCUCCCUGGUAUUCCCUCCAGUCUCUCAGUUCCCUGGGUUCCAUUAGAUCCCAGUCUAUUAUUACCGUAUCAUAUCCAUCACGGAAGAAUACCUUGCACUUUUCCACCAAAGUCACUAGGUCCCACAGUACAACAAAAGAUUAGUGGAACAAGAAUGCCUACACACAGCCGCAGGAAUCCAGUUUCCAUGGAAACCAAAAGCCUGCCUGCUCAGCAAGUUGAAAAUGAAGGAGUGGCUCCAAAUAAAAGGAAAAUAACUUAAGGACUCUACCAUGGAAAAUGAAGGAGAAGCAGUUAUAACAAUGUUCAGUUUAGAAGAGUUUGAGGGGAAAUACGCCUAAAAGAUCAGAAGACAAGAUGAACAUUUUUUUUUUAGUGUCCUUGAGAGUUCUUAGAGUGCCUUGAAAAAAUAUGUUGGCUGUGUGAAGAAAUGUUUCAGCUAAAAUGGAAUACUAUACUCUUAACUCUUGACUUUUAAGGAAAAUCUAGAUAUGGUUUAACAUGAUCAUGGCAGGGAAAUAUGUAGAAAAGAAAAUUAUUUUUAUAGUAGGCCUUUUCCAAAAAUUAUAAAUAGGAAAAUAAUUUGCUUUUUUUCAAGAGCAAUAUUUACUGUUGUGCAUUAUUUUAAUAACUUGAGUUAUAUAACCAGUCAGUUGCGAGGGAUUCAAAAUGUUAAUUCUUACCACUGUCAGAGAUAAUUUUGAGCAACAUGUUAACCUUGUUUCUGACCCACUGUGACAAGUUUUUUGCUGUUGUUGGGGUUUUUAUUGUUUGUUUUUGUUUUUAAUCCUCACCUGAGGAAAUGUUUAUUGAUCUUAGAGGGAGAGGCAGGGAGAGAGAAAGAAACAUUGAUAGAGAGAGAAACAUCAAUUGGUUGCUUCCCAUAAACAUCCCAACCAGGGAUUGAACCCACAACCUUUUGGUGCAUAACAUGGUGCUCCAGCCAGCUGAGCCACUUGACCAGGACUGGCAGUUGUUGUUGUUCUAUUACAAUUCUCCCAAUUUUGCCCAAUUGUGAUUCUUGUAGGUUAAUAAAGUUAAUACCUUUAAAAACUUGGUGAAAUUCCACUGCAGACUCUAAAAUUUAAAAUAAAAAGUUUCCUGCCUCUGAAAAGUUAAAAAAUUAAUAUUUUUUAAGAUUUUAUUUAUUUUUAUAGAGAGAGGAAGGGAGGUAGAAAGAGCAGGAGAGAAACAUCAAUGUGUUGUUGCCUCUCACACGCCCCCUUCUGGGGACCUGGCUCGCAUCCCAGGCAUGUGCCCUGACUGGAAAUUGUACUGAUGACCCUUGGUAUCACAGAACAGCACUCAAUCCACUGACUCACACCAAUCAGGGCCAAGUUAACAAUUUUCUGUUGGACAAUCAUUUGUUCAACAACAACAACAAUUUUUAUUGUGUUAUAGGUUUGGUGAUGAAUGCCUCUAUCUCUUGGCACAAAUUCCAGUUGCGUGCUACAAUAUGCUACUGAAAUCAAAGAGAGGAACAUGUUUUCCAGAAAUAAUAAGAAAAAUAUUAUUUCAACUGAUAAGGCUAAUGUGUGGUAAAACAUAGCUAUCUUUUCCUCAUCUAUACUGAUUAAUUUUUCAGGACCACAUCAAUGAAUUUGGAAAAAGGCAAUGAUCUGCUGAUGUUAAUGUAGCCAAUUUGGACUUAAGA